ACUAUGCUUGUAAGCCAUAUUCUCAUAUUGAAAUAUUAAUUUUCUUAGGUAAAUGGGAUACUUCUGUUGCAAAUGGAACAGAUAUAAUUCGUUAUUUUUUACUUACCUUCGACCUCAUGUUAAAUUUUCAUCGAACUCAAGAGAAUUGUAUGGUUAUAAUUGUGGAUGCUGGUGGAAUGACACUAUCGCAUUUUCUGCAGUUGUCACCAAGUUUAAUCAAUUCAAUUGUGAACAUUUUCGUGAAAGAUACUUAUCCGCUUCGAUACAAGGAAAUACAUUAUGUCAACGUGAAUAUUAUAAUAAAAGCAAUUUUAACUAUGGCAUUUCCACUUUUAACAACUAAACUCAAGGAAAGAAAAAACUUGGAUUUGGAAACUUGGUUAUGGUAGAGUAUAUCUAUUUAUCCUGUGUUUAUCCCAAAUCGACAUGUUCGAUUAUAAUUAAAUUAAAA
Centruroides sculpturatus (bark scorpion) is the source of this 451-nucleotide messenger RNA. Its product is annotated as clavesin-2-like. Gene Ontology annotation, molecular function: phosphatidylinositol bisphosphate binding. Gene Ontology annotation, cellular component: membrane. The record is from RefSeq and is a predicted model, not a curated record. Lineage: Eukaryota; Metazoa; Arthropoda; Arachnida; Scorpiones; Buthidae. The transcript is spliced from 3 exons. Bases 117 to 389 code for a protein of 90 amino acids.